Oryza sativa Japonica Group (Japanese rice) is the source of this 2317-nucleotide messenger RNA. RefSeq lists its product as uncharacterized. The record is from RefSeq and is a predicted model, not a curated record. Lineage: Eukaryota; Viridiplantae; Streptophyta; Magnoliopsida; Poales; Poaceae.
CCCACCAAACCCUAAUCCCCAAAUCCAGCCGCCACACCAUCGGGGCGCCGCUCUACCAGAGCCGCCGCCGACUACCGCCGCACCGGAGCCUUCCCCCGCAACCCCGUCGACGACGACCGCUGCGCCGGAGCCUUCCCGUGCAAACCGAUCGACGACGACCGCUGCACCAGAUCCGUCCCCUACUUCCUCGUCGUCGACAGCCGCCGCAACGACGCCUUCCGCUGCAACCCCGUCGACGACGACCGCUGCACCAGAUCCUUCCCCCACUACGCCGUCGACGACUUCCACUGCAUCGGAGCCGGUACCCCGUCGACGACUACUGCCGCACCGAAGCCAUCUCCCACAACACCGUUGACGCCUACCGCCGCACCGGAGCCGGGUACCCCAUCGACAAGGUCCCUGCACCGUCGCCGUACCUAGCUGAUGGGAAGACGUCGACGUCCAGUAGCACGAGAACCUGCACAAAACGAAUAUGAAAGAACGCGGCAAGAGAAAAUCUUGCAGAAUAUAAGAAGGAUGGAUGAACUUGGCAUCAAAGACAUAGCUGCCACUAUUAAACAUAUCGAAACACAACAUGCAUCUUCAAAGACAAAAAACUCAGGCACCAAGAAAAGUCAUGGAGAAGGUUCUGAUACAUCAGAGUUUCUCCCUGAAGAUGAUGAACAAGGGGUUCAGUGUGAUGAUGAUUCAUAUUUAGAACCGGAGCAGCCCAUCCCCAUAAUGAUUGAGUACCCUCGACAAACUAGACGAAAGAAGUGUGCGACGAAGAAGAAACCUACCCUCAAGAUGCCACCAGGAGUAAGGAUAUCAAAGAGAGUGAGGGCGGGUGCUCCAACCGAAAUGCCUCCUGGAGUCUCAACAAGGUCAGCGAAAAGGCAACUCAUAGCAGAACAAGGUAAAGGUAAUGGCCAUGAAGAACUGCCUCUAGAAACAGAAAACAAUGGUGAUGAAGAUGUGGGCAGUGGACAUUUGCUUCAAGAUAAUGAUGUGAACAGGCCCCCGAGCCCGGUGAUGGACUGGUCAUAUGGACAUGAUGCCAACCAUAAAGAGCAACCUGCACAGCAAACCAAUUCUGAUGUUGAAGUACCUAUACGAAGAGGCACAAGAAAAUCAAGGCCACCAACUGCAGGAAUAAUGCUUGACAAGAUGACCAAAGCUAUGGGAAGAAUGCCCAUUGCUGUUGCCGAAGGGAAGAAAAGGCCAGAUGAACCGGUGCAAGCUGCCAAGUUUGCAUCAGAGGCUGGUGUUAUCAUUAGGACUAAAGUUCCUGUCUUCCCUCAUUGGAAGCAGUACAAGGAUGAUGAAGGCUAUAUUAACAACUUCAUGGGCAAGUUAUCUGUCAGGUUGGCCAUUAACCAAAAAAACCAGCCAACAAGGGAUGCUUGUGCUGAUGUAUUGCAGAAAGGGAUACGACAAACACGGUAUAAUUUGAAGAAGGCCUACUUCAAUGGAGUACCUGCUAACGAGAUUAGAACUACCUCUCCCAUAAGUAGCAUGACUGAUGAACAGUGGCUGGAACUUGUUGCAAAGUGGUCAAAUCCAAAGAAUAUGCAAAUCUCUGAACAGAACAAGCAAAACCGGCUUAAUGUUAGGUUCCAUCAGGCUACGGGAUCUCGCAGCUAUGCUGCACACUUGCACGCUUACAAGGAGAAGAACAAGGUUGUAGAGCUUGAUGUUGUGGAUGCCUUUGAGGACUGCCAUACCAGUAGGGAAAAAGGUCUAAGUGAUGCUGCCAAAGAUGCAAUUUCAAGUAUGAAAGCUAUUAUGGAAGAACCUGUACCUGAUGGUGAGACACCAAGAACUAGUGCAGAAGUUGUGUCCAAGGUUCUCUCUCGGGACAAUUCCAAUACCACGUUUUUGAAAAAUGCUGGUCUGCAGAUGAGCUCCAAGAAAUCAGUGACACCGACAGAAGCAGCACUUCAGGAAGAACUUGCAGCUGAAAAGCAAAGUUCAGCCAUUCUCCAUGCAGAAGUUGUCGAACUAAAAGAACAAGCAAAUCUUGCAAAUGAAGCGCUGGCAAAGACUCAAAAGGAGUUGGCAGAGUUCAAGCAGCAGCAGGAAGAGAACAAUUUGCUCCUUCGACGUAUCUUGAGCCUUUCCCAGGGUAACUUAAAUCUGUCCUAGUCUCCUUUAUGAUCUUCUGCACUGUGAUGAACUCCAUCUACUUAUAUUAGUUGUUUGAUGGUUCUGUGAACUUAUUGUCAUGUGGUGGACUUGAUUAUGUGAAAUGAUGUUUGGUGCUAUGGUGGACUUAAUGUCCUCCUAUGGCAAACUUUUGUGGACUUAAUGUGAACAUAUGUGUGCUAGGUUCUGUGAA